Messenger RNA from Eufriesea mexicana, 4122 nucleotides. RefSeq names its product Fanconi anemia complementation group D2 (gene Fancd2). Gene Ontology annotation, cellular component: condensed chromosome; nucleus. Gene Ontology annotation, molecular function: DNA polymerase binding. The record is from RefSeq and is a predicted model, not a curated record. Lineage: Eukaryota; Metazoa; Arthropoda; Insecta; Hymenoptera; Apidae. Gene Ontology annotation, biological process: homologous chromosome pairing at meiosis; mitotic intra-S DNA damage checkpoint signaling; double-strand break repair involved in meiotic recombination.
AUGGAUAAAAGAAAAUUGAAAUUCAGAGGUGGUUUACAUAAGAAUUUAACGAGUCAAAUAUCAAGAAAUGAUAUAUUUCAAACGAAAUCCUUAAUUGAACAAAUAUCAAAACCUAAUAGUCCCGUACUAACUGGGAAUGCCUUUUUCACUCAAAGUCAAAACAAAUUAUCGGAUGAUGAUAUAUUUUCCAAAAAUACAUACGAAGCAAAAUUAAUAAAUGAAAAGUUAUCAUGUAAACGCAAAUUGUCAAAUUGCACUAUACCAAGCAAUAGUGAUGAUAAUUUGGAUUUUCCUUUGGCAGAAUCUACUGUUUUAAAAAAGAGGAAAGAUAAUUGUAACACUACAUCGAAUGAAUGCAGUCAUAAAAGUUUAUCAAAUGUUUUAACAGUCACAGAAAAGAAUGUUAAUGAAAUUUCUACUAAAAAGUGUAAAUUUGUAGAAUUUUUAUAUGAAUCAGGCAUUGAAAUAAAUUCAGUUCCACAUAUACUUAAUAAGGACAUCAUAAUAAUUAGAAAGAAAAUGAAAGAAUUAUUAAAUUGCAAGAAAUAUGAAAAAAUGGAAUUAAUUUCUCUAAUGGAAAAAUAUUUUGAGAAUGAACAAAAUCUUAAAAAUGCUUUAGCUGAUAUGGAGUUACUUGUUAAUAACGAAGUGCCAAAUGUUUUAUGUACUCCAUCUCUUAUAAAAAUUCUGUUACAAGUUUCAGAACUACAUCCAGAAAUAUAUAGCAGUCUUUUAUCUAAACUCAAUGAAGCUGUACUUAUGGUUGAUUCCAUUGAAUCAGUACCAUGGGCUCUCUUAUUAUUGCAUCAGUUUCGUUUUUUAGAUGUUGUAAUUAAUUCUGAUGCUUUGAUUAAUAGCUUAGAACAACUUUUAGCAUCGUGCCCUUUGUGGUUUCAAAAUGAAUUAAUUAUGUUCUUACCUGAUAUUAUAACUGAUAAACAACAUCAAACAGUUGCUGAAAUUCUAAAUAAAAUUUUAAAAGAGAAUUCUGCAUUAAUAAAUUUAAUAUUAAAUUGUAUGACUAAUUUAAAUCUUGAAAAAGAAUAUUUGGAUGAGUAUAAAGAAGAGACAUUAAAUUCUCUGACAACAACUGUUAAAAUAAAUGCAAUAGCAGCUAUUGUAAAGUUUGUUUUAGAAGAUUGUGCAAAUACAGAAAUUUUUGAAAAAACAUUAAAGGUGUUACGCAAUACUCAUAUACAACCUCUUGUUGGAGAAGACAUUGAAGAGUGUUAUCAAAGUCAAUUAGAUAUAGUCAAUACACUAAAAAUGAAUAUGUUACAUUCAAAAAAUGUAGUAAAUAAAACUAUUACACUUAUAAAAGAUAUUAUUAAAGAUCCAAAACCAUUAGAUAUCAUUCUUUUACUUCUUAUAUUUUCAACAACAAAAAUAAAGAAAAAAACUAUUGAAACUAUAUUUAAACAACAUAUACGAUCUGGAUUUUAUAGAACAAGUUUACUAAAUUUACUAUAUAAUGAUUAUAAAAAAGUCUUACAAGAAUUACAACCAACUGCAUUACAAAUAUCAACUAAUUUAUUAAAAGCAAAUGAACGUGUAUUUAUUGACUUCUCCAUUGAUUGGUUGUGUUUACAGUUUAAAUGUCAUAAAGAGGAUGUGUUCAAACAACGAGAGAUUGUAGAAAGAAUUAUAUUCCUUAUGGGUGAUAGUGAGCAAACAGUUAAAAAUACUUUGACAUUUCUUCGUAAAAUGGUAGAGAAAGAAGAGUACAGGCAGUAUUUAACACCACAUUGUAAUCAUCUUCGUAUUUUACUUGAAAAGAUGGAUAACUUGAAUUUAAAAGAAGUUGGUACUUUAAAUGAUGUAUUGCAACAUUUAUGUACAAAUACUAAUUCUAUAGGUGAUUCUUUACGUGAUGACUUAUUUAUACUACUACAAAAGCAACUUUCUUAUUUCAAUCCACUCACAAAAAGUAAAGGUGUAUUAGGUGCAGUAAUGGCAAUAAAACAUCUAAUGCAAGAUGCAGAAGAGUCUGAUGCAGCUUAUAACUUAUUUAAGACAGUAUUAAAUAAUGUGAAGAGCUGUCCCAGAUCACAAGCUUUAUUUUAUGAUCAAUUGAUUUGUAUCAUAUCACAAACUCAGUGUAUUAAUACAAAAUUUAUGAAAAAUCUCACAGAUUAUAUUGAAGAAGAAUUUGUUAAUGCAAAUAUGAUUGACAAGACAAAUUAUAAAGGAAAAUUAGUUCCAAAAUUUGGAUUGAAUAAAGUUGAAGAUGAGCCACAAAACUGUGUUUUAACUUUUGAAGAUAAAAAAUAUGGAGCAAUUAUACCAAUUUCUUUCAAACUCCUCAAAACUUGUUGUAUUAGGCUUAGUCAAAAUGAAAAUUUGGACGCCAUAGAUUCUCUUCUGGGAUGUGCAAUUUUAAUGCCAGAAGAUCUUGAGAUAGCAGAAAAUUCAAUAAUAGAUAUAGUAAUAUGUUGUAUUAAUUGGUUUCGAGAAGUGAUCAGUGGUUUUGUAACACAAAAAGAUUUUUUGUUACAAAAACAAGUAAUGCAACGAUUAGACAAUUUAAUAGACUUACAAAGUGAAUUAAGCAGAUUAUUUUCUUUAUGUGAUACCAAAUAUCAACCACCUCCGUGUUAUUUUCAUCAGUUUCCACUACCACCAUUUGUAGGAAUAGAUAAAAAAAUUGGCAAAAAAGGGAAAAAGGGAAAGAAACAGCUUAAAGAAAAAUCUGUUAGUUUUAACGAAAGUCAAGAUUGGGAAUUGGGUUCUUUAAUAUGUUCUAAAAAUCCAAUUUAUUUUAGAAAAUUUGAUGCAAUGAUAGUACAUCUAUUUGAUGUACAAAUGGAAAUGGAUACAUCACAAUCUGUAGGACACAGUAUAUCUAUAAAACAAAUACGUUUUAUUAUUCAAGAACUAUUAGGAAUGUUUGAGCACAAUACUAAUGAAAAAUUUAUAAAAGAUUUAAUUGAAUUAUUACCAAAAAUUUGUGCAAAAUUACGAGAUAUUAUUGACUCUUUAAGAGAAGAGGAUGAUAGUCAAAACAGGGCAGCUGUUCGAUUAUUUUUGUGUCUUUUAACAAAAAUUUUUAGUUGGAAAGGAUUUGAAAGUGUCACUUACAAUAUAUUAUUACGUGAGGGUUUACGAAUUUUAGCAAGUCAAAGUGAUCAAAACAAUAUCAGGUUAAGAUCUUGCAAAGAACUUGUUACAGAAUCUUGCAGAUAUUUCGAGUCUUUAUCUGAUAUUGUUACACAGAUAUCCUUAUCAAUUUCACUAAUUAAUGUGUGUCAAUCAUUAAUGAAACAUUCUGCAUCUUACACUAAACAAAAUAAAGAAAAGUAUGCAAAAAUGGCAUAUGAUUUUUUAUGUCUUCAAUGGCCAGAAGAUAAUCAUUCUAGUAUGCAAUAUAAAUCAGCUGUAAUUGAAUUGUUAAAUAAUUGGAUUAAUAAUGAAAUAUUACCAUUACAAACAGUUACUCUAAUUCUGGAUUGGUUACCAGAUGAAAUUUCAAAAUUGGAAAAACCUCAGAGCAGUUUAAAUAAAAUACCUUCAAUAACAAGGAGUACUUUCCAUUUUCUAUAUAAGAAGAUGUUUGAUGGUUUAAUUAAUGGUAUAAAAAUAGCAUUGCCAAUGGCUGAUAGAGACCCUAAAAGAAUAGAACUAUGGUAUGAAGUUGCAAAAAACGUUCAAAAAUUAGUUCAAAUUUGUAAAACAUUAACAUCAAAAAAUAAUGUAUUGAUCUUUUUAAAACAUAUGCCUAUAUUAUUGAAAUCCUUUUUAAAUCUUGGAAUGCCAAUUCUGGAACAUAAUCUGAAAUAUCAAGCAGAAGAUGUAACUAAAAUAUUAAAAAUGAUGCAAAGCGGAACACGAUAUUUACAUACUAUAUGUUGCGAUAGUGCGGAAAAGAAAGAUCUUACAUUAACAAAAUAUAUUCCUGCAGCAAAAUCUAUAUUGGAAAAAUUAAUUUACUGUGUAACAGGAAUGCUAGUAGGUAAUCUUGUUAACAAAAAUUUAGAAGGUCAAGAAAUUUUUUCUCAGAAUCAAUCAUCAGAAGAAAGUAUUGCACCAAAUUCUAACAUAAUUGAUGAUGCAACUAAUAUAUCAUCAGAUAUAUUAGAAAAUGAUUCUAGCGAUGACCUUAAUAAUGAAGAUGAUAUGCUAUAA